AGAAUAUGUCACAUUUUGUUUAUCAGUUCACCAACUGAUGGACAUUUGGGUUAUCUCCACCUUUUGACUCUUAUGAAUGAUGAUGCUGAUGCGAACAUUCGCCUGCCAUUCUUUGUCUGGACAUACACUUUCAUUUCUCUCGGGUAGAUAGUAGGAGCAGAAUUGCUGGGCUGUAUCGUAUAUUUAUAUUUAGUUUUUUUAGAAACUGCCAAACUGUUUUCCAAAGUGGCCGAACCAUUUUGUAUUCCCACCACAUCCUCACCAACACUUGUUAUUGUCUGUGGGUGAAAGACAAUAGAUGGAGAAGUAGGCAAAAAGCCAGGAGAGAGUUAGUGUCAGAGUGCCAAAGGAGAAAGAGUAGGGUUUCAAGAAAGGGAUUGGUUACCAUUGUCAAACAGUGCAGAGGGGUCAUGUGGAGAAAAAGACACCGUGUGUUCAAUCCAUUGGCUUUGGCAGCAUGAGAUCAUACGUGACAUUAACAAAAGCGAUCGACAGAGAAAUACCUGCUCACAAAGUUGAGUACCAGAUCUCGGGAGGAGGGGACGUAACUCGCUUAUGUUUUUCUUCUCUUCACAGAAUCCAAAAGAUGUGUUGACCAGGAGUGAGAACCAGGAUGUGAGCUAUUCCCUUGAAGUUCUAACGGUGAAGACUGUGUGCCAGAUACCAAUGAUGAAGGAAAUGCUGAAGCGAUUCCAAGUGGCUGUAAGUGUAGCUGAAGACACGGCUCAUCCCAAGCUUGUCUUCUCCCAGGAUGGGAGAUACGUGAAAAAUGGAGCAUCGGCCAGUUCUUGGCCGUUGUUUUCUUCAGCAUGGAGCUACAUCAGCGGAUGGAGGAACCCUCGGAAGAUCGCAGAGUUUGUGGGAAGAUUUCAGCACUUACACUGUGUUUUGGGAAAAAAUGUUUUCACUUCAGGGAAACAUUACUGGGAAGUUGAGACCCGGGAUAACCUGGAGAUUGCCGUCGGGGUGUGUCGGGAGGACGUCAUGGGGCUUGCUAAUGCUUCAGAAAUGGGCCCCCGUGUGGGCAUCUGGGCUAUCUGUUGGGGUUCCGCUGGCUAUCGGCCCCUGAAAAGCUCUUCUGUAAGUCCUACCAAGCAAGAGCCUGCUCUUAACCGGGUGGGAGUUUUCCUCGAUUCUGGGGCUGGGAACAUCUCCUUCUAUAGCGCUGUGGAUGGCACGCAUCUACACACCUUCUCUUGUCCUCUUGUCUCCCACCUCCGGCCAUUUUUUUGGUUGAGUCCAUUAGCAUCUUUAGUCAUCCCGGCAGUGACUGGUGGGAAAUGAGGCUGUUCCUCCCCUGCCCGAGAACCUCUCCCUGUACCCCAGCACAGGGACGUGCAUCCCUCGGCCCUCUUCUCUCUUCAUACAUACUGGUCCAGGCGGCACGUCCGUACCGUCCAUUCGCUCAGCUCCCUGCGCGUGCUGUGCGCACACAGGGAUGGUGGACCCAUUGGUUACCUUUCCAGCAGCCACUUGCUGCAUUUCCCUCCUCCUCUUCUGGUUCUUCUGAUGGAACUGUCGGGGGAGCACCGUCCUUGGGCUUCAGGGGAAGCAGCCCCACGUGAGGCAGUGCUGGCCAGUGAGCUGGGAGGAGACAUUCUCUAAGGCGCUUCUGGGGAAAGAUUCUGUAGCUUUAAGAAAGAGGUGUUUGAGGAGACACAGCCCCUCUUCUGAUGUCAGCAGCUGUCUCAGAACUGAGGAGAGCACAGUGACAGUGCACAGGAAGAAGAAACAUGGUCUUCACUGGCAUCGCUGGGCUCUUGGAAUUUCCUUAAUCUGACAUUCCUUAUUAUAGGAGAUGACUGCUCCCUUAUUGUAUAAGGCAAUUCAGGUUGCCUUUUGGUAUAGGAUUGCCUCACUUUCCCUGAAAUUGGACAGCUUUGUAGACUCUGUUUCUGUGCAGUCAUGUAAUUCCUCUUUUCUCCAGGAAGUACUGAGACCUCUCACUUUUCUGGAUCAGAAAGUUAAGGAAAUCUUCCCUUGCUCUGUGCUGUGACUCUUCUUCACCUGACCAUGUCUGUGCCCUCAAGUGUGCAUUUUGUUACCCAUCUGUCAGAUUCUUACGUUGUUUAUGCAGGCUGUUAACAUCACACCUAAAACGUUGGGACACACUUGCUAAGUAUUCAGACUGUGCUGCUGGCCUCUUUGGUAACGCUCUUUGACUCCUGCAGAAGUUCGGUGUGGGAGAGGGAAAUUAAAAUCCUCUUUCUGCAAGGAAGACAAUAAACUGUGAGACAAUAAACUUCUGUUAUGUCAAGCCACCCAGUUUGUGGUUUGUUAUGGAGUCUUAGGAAACCAGUACACUUGCCCAUCAGGACUUCCUCCAGUAUCUGCCUUAUUCAUUUCCAGUCCUUGGGAAACUCAUCACUAUCUUUCCUCCAUCCUCCUCUGGGGCUGUUGAGCCAGGUUGACUAGUUCUAUUACAAAGUCUUGCUCUCUGACUUCAGGUGGGUUCUUUGAGCUGCUUGGUGAACAACUUCAUUUUUUCAUCCCUUGACUUCCUUUUACAUCUCUGGUGGCAGUGAUUCCAAACCAUUUCCUCCUUUCUCAAGGCUUCAUGAGCCCACCUGCAUACUGUGGGGAAGGCAAACUUUACCUCUACCAGUCUUAGGUUUUCAGCUGGGAUCUAGCAAAAUGUCGGAUUAAUAAGAGAAAAACAGUUUAUUAACACAUGCAGCACACACCAAGCAGGAAAAACCUAAAAUGAAGAGUAACUCAAAGUGGAGGCUUAGAAUUGUGGCUUACAUAGUAUCUUUAAAAGAACAAUACAUUUGUGGAGAAAUGGCAGGAAAAACAGUCAACCUGCAAAGAGUGGCAGACUGUGGGAAGGUAAAUGCAUGUGAGGAAACUAAUGGAGUAAACGUUUUUUGCAGAUUCCUUGUUGGUGCGGUCUCCAGUAAAAGGGGAAUUUAUAUUCUUCCAUUUGGCAGGAAAGGGGAGCUUUUUCUGGGUUUGCUGCUCUUAAUUGCCUUCAGCUCAAAAUGAUUUUUAUGCCAAAGAGACCUAUUUUGGGCUCACACAUUGUGGUUUCCUUCAUUAUUAUUAAAGAACUUGCAUCUUUUACUGAGAAAAAUAUUAUUCUCUUGCUCUAUUAACAUUUUUUUGCCUCUUUUAAGUCUUGAUAUUGGCCCCUCUCAAGUAGGGGAUGGGACACAGGUGUAUUUACUAAAAAUGAAAUAAACUCUUAUGAUGCCUCUGAUGUACAAACAGAA
Messenger RNA from Leptonychotes weddellii (Weddell seal), 3212 nucleotides. The record is from RefSeq and is a predicted model, not a curated record. Lineage: Eukaryota; Metazoa; Chordata; Mammalia; Carnivora; Phocidae.